This is a messenger RNA of Erythranthe guttata (spotted monkey flower), 880 nucleotides long. RefSeq names its product SUMO-conjugating enzyme UBC9. Lineage: Eukaryota; Viridiplantae; Streptophyta; Magnoliopsida; Lamiales; Phrymaceae. The record is from RefSeq and is a predicted model, not a curated record.
UGAAUAUUCAAAAAAAAAAAAACAAUAUUCAAAAAGAAAAAGGAGAGAGAGAAAUUCAAACAAUUCAUUCUGCAGUUUUCAUUUCUUCAAUCUCUGCGUAAAGUAAUCGGAACAGGAAUUGAUCAUGGCUUCGAAGCGGAUCUUGAAGGAGCUCAAGGAUCUUCAGAAGGAUCCCCCAACCUCUUGCAGCGCUGGCCCCGUCGCGGAGGACAUGUUUCAUUGGCAAGCUACAAUAAUGGGCCCACCAGAUAGUCCAUAUACUGGUGGUGUGUUCUUAGUUACCAUUCAUUUUCCUCCAGACUAUCCUUUCAAGCCUCCUAAGGUUGCAUUCAGGACAAAAGUUUUCCACCCAAAUAUUAACAGCAAUGGAAGCAUAUGCCUCGACAUAUUGAAGGAGCAGUGGAGCCCUGCACUAACUAUUUCCAAGGUGUUGCUUUCGAUUUGUUCUUUGUUGACUGACCCAAAUCCAGACGACCCUCUGGUACCCGAGAUUGCUCAUAUGUACAAAACAGACAGGAACAAGUAUGAAACCACUGCAAGAAGCUGGACUCAGAAAUACGCAAUGGGGUAACGGUAUUUUAGUUAUGUACAAGACAAUAUCCCUAAGUUUCAAAUUAAUAUGCUCUUUUACAUCUUAUGCUUGAAAUAUUUCCGAUCUAUAUUUCGAGUUCCUAUAAUUUGAGAAUAUAGAUAUUUGAUUGUGUUCCCCUGUGAAAGCAAAGACACAUUUUGCUCCUAAAUCUGUUGUAUGUUAUCUUCAAUUUGCGAAGACUCGAUGCAUUUAUAUGCACUAGUGAUUCCGUCACAAUUAAAAAUAUGUAUAUAGGUACAUUAAGAUGACGAAUAUAAAAAUCGAAGUUUACGGAUUUCUAUUUUUGAA